AUGAAGAGGAAGAAGAACGCAGAGGUGAACACUAAAACCCCAGUUAGUAAAGCCACACCCUUACCGAAUCCUGAUCAGACACUAAGCCAGCUCUCUGAAAAGAAGCGAAGAGUUCCAACCACGUUGCUGCCAACUUGGUACAAGGAACCAGUGAUCUUCAAAGAUGUAGCUGUGUACUUCAGCCAGAAAGAGUGGCAGCUACUGGAGCCUGCUCAGAAGGACCUGUAUAAGGAUGUGAUGCUGGAGAACUACGGGAACCUGAUCUCUGUGGAAUAUUAUAUUUUCAAGCCAAGGCUGAUCACCAGAUUAGAACAGGGUAUUGACCUUUUCGCCAAAGAGAAUGAUGUUCCUGGAGAACGCCAGCAAGGUGAGGCAGGAGUCAGCCGGAGCGACGCCUCUGCAGGAAAGAAGACAGGGAAUAAUUCGAAGACAGAAAUCCCGAAGCCAGACAAUUCUAAGACAACGUCUCGGGAGAAGCAGAAGAAAGCAGAUCAAGGGGGUGGUUCCAAGAGUUUGAGUGCAGAAAAGCCUUCCAAAAGCGAUGUCAGGCCAUCUCAGAGAAAGGAGAAGUGUGGCCCAGCUUCGACAAGAGAAGCAGGCAAAGCAAUGACUCCCGGCACGAAGGAGCAUGGAUCUGUGACCCCAGGAACAUCUUCGAGUAAAGAGCCAGCAGCUACAGCACCACGGAGCACCCCUCCUGAAAAGUCGACUUUGGGGAAAGACUCUCAUGGAAAAGCACAGUACGGCAGCAACUCCACCAAGCCCAAGCGUAAGCCUGCCCGACAAGGUAAGAACCACUUUAAAUGCAAGGAAUGUGGGAAGACCUUCAACCAGACCCUCCACCUCGUGGAGCACGAGAGAAUCCACACAGGAGAGAAACCCCACCAGUGCGACACUUGCGGGAAAUCUUUCAGGCACCUCUCGUACUUCCUCACACACUACCGAAUUCACACGGGGGUGAGACCCUACAAGUGUAAGGAGUGUGGCAAAGCCUUCAACAGCAGCUCCACUCUCAACAAUCACUGCAGGAUCCACUCGGGGGAGAAACCCUUCAAAUGUGACGAGUGUGGCAAAACCUUCAAGCAGAGCACGAAGCUCACCCGCCACCAACGGAUCCACACGGGAGAGAGACCCUACAAGUGCGGAGAGUGUGACAAAUGCUUCGGCCGCAGCUCGUCGCUGAGGGAGCACAAGAGGAUCCACACCGGAGAGAAGCCGUACCGCUGCCAGGUAUGUGGGAAAUCCUUCAGGGUCAACUCCCAUCUUUCGGAGCACCAGCGGCUCCACCUGAAGGUGAAGCCCUACAAGUGUGACAAGUGCGGGCGGCACUUCCGAAACAACACUUACUUAGCAGAGCACAAGCAGAGCCACGUGCCCGGAGCCCGAGUGGACUGCUCGGAAUGCGGGAAAGUCUUCGAUUGCAAAGUAGCCCUUCUCAAGCACCAGAAAAGACACGAGGCGAACUCCAGGUAUCGGUGCAAGGGAUGUGGGAAAACGUUUAGGUGCAAAUCAAGCAUCCAGAGGCAUGAGAGGCUGCAUGCUGGGGAGAAGCCUUUCGUGUGCACCAAGUGUGACAAAGGUUUCACUGACAAAACUACGUUGAACAAUCACUUGAAGAUCCACUCUGGAGACAGGCCAGAUCCGUGUGCCCAGUGUGGGAGAACUUUUAAGAAACUGGCCACCCUGCUGCUCCACCAGAAAAAGCAUGUGAAAAAGAAACCUGCCGACAAUGUAUAA
Messenger RNA from Microtus oregoni (creeping vole), 1737 nucleotides. Its product is annotated as zinc finger protein 383-like. The record is from RefSeq and is a predicted model, not a curated record. NCBI's taxonomy places the organism in Eukaryota, Metazoa, Chordata, Mammalia, Rodentia, Cricetidae. Gene Ontology annotation, molecular function: DNA-binding transcription repressor activity, RNA polymerase II-specific. Bases 1 to 1737 code for a protein of 578 amino acids. Gene Ontology annotation, biological process: negative regulation of transcription by RNA polymerase II. The transcript has 5 exons.